CCCUGGAAAAUUAUGAAUAGUAAUGGAGAAGAAGGUAAAAUGAAUAAGCCAUGUACGGUGGAAAAGCCACCAUGGUUGGAACUGCCAGAAGGUAUAUGGGCUGAUAUUAGGGUGUCAAAUUUGGCCCAAAAGGUGAUGACCCGCCCAAUUCGCUCAAAAUUUUAUGCGUUAAGCUCAAGAUAAUUUCAUAUUGGGCUGAUUUUAGCCCAACUCAACAUAGUUUAUUUUAAAGUGAUCUCUAACUUAGCCCAAUAUUAGCCCAAUUCUAGCCCGUUUUUAAGUUUUACUUAAAUUUAGAUUUAUUGCUUGAGAUGUACUUUAUUUUUUGUAUGUAUACACUUUUCUUGUAUCGUGUAUUUUAUAAGUUUGUGGUAUGCUUAAUAUAAAAGGAAAUGUUUUUCUCAAAAAUAUUUUCACGAAAAAUCCUCGAAAAUAAUUUUUAAGAAAAAUAUUUUUGGCGAAAAAUGUAUUUCUAAAAAAUUGACCCUUCAAAAAAAAUGAUCCAGUCCAUUUCACCCUAAGUAACUUUUGGGUGAGCCCAACCCAUUUAUUACCUUAGCCUAUUUUAAUUGGGUCAAUUUCAGCCCAACCCGCCCAUUUGAUAUACUAUAUAGGACUUGGGCCAGUAGAGAUGCUGUUGAAUGCACAGAACGUGUGCACUACGUGGAGGCGAAUAUGCAAGGAACCUUCCAUGUGGCGAGUCAUUAACCCGUGGAAGAACCUAGGUGACAUCUCCGACAAGAAUUACGACAAGAACCUAGGUCAAGUUGUUGAUAUCAGCCUUGAGAUUCUUGCCACUGAUGAUCUGCUUUCCUAUGUAGCACAAAGAUCAGGGAAACUGAAAAGGCUUAGUAUUGCAUUUUACGUGGGUAAGGUAUGUAAAGGCUUGGAUGAAGUAGUUCGAAAGCUACCACUGUUAGAAGAGCUAAGUUUGACACACACCAUUUUUUGAUUAAGCACCGGGUGUCCGGGUCUCUUUGAGCCCCGACUAAUCCCGGGGGUGCACAGGCCCUCGGCAAGGAGUUUCCCACAAGUGCACCACGGGUAAUUCAGGGUUUUACCCCAGUCCGAUGACCCUCAGAAAUUGUUUGCACCCAGUGGGUUUUGAACUUGAGACCUUGAAAGGGAGCA
Messenger RNA from Lycium barbarum (goji berry), 1131 nucleotides. RefSeq names its product F-box protein SKIP19-like. The transcript has 2 exons. Lineage: Eukaryota; Viridiplantae; Streptophyta; Magnoliopsida; Solanales; Solanaceae. The record is from RefSeq and is a predicted model, not a curated record. The coding region runs from base 632 to 952 and encodes 106 amino acids.